AUGGAGGCUGCUUCUGCAAGGGCGGCCGCCCGGGAUCGCUGGAGCGAGUUCGGUCAUGCCCCCUCCCAGCUCCAGCGCUUCAUUCAAGGCGCUUGCAGUCCCGAGAACUACGAGCCAAACCUUGCUUUGAGUCUGGAAAUCGCCGAUUUAAUCAACAGCAAGAAGGGUUCUGCCCCGCGCGAGGCAGCUACCAUGAUUGUUAGCUAUAUCAACCAUCGGAAUCCGAACGUGGCGCUGCUUGCUCUCAGCCUCCUCGACAUAUGCGUCAAGAACUGCGGCUAUCCCUUUCAGCUACAGAUUAGCACUAAAGAGUUUCUGAAUGAGCUGGUUCGCAGGUUCCCGGAGCGCCCUCCCAUGCGCCCAACGAGAGUUCAGGCCAAGAUCCUUGAGGCCAUCGAAGAGUGGCGCGUAACGAUAUGCGAGACGAGCCGUUAUAAGGAAGAUUUGGGCUUUAUCAGGGAUAUGCAUCGCCUUCUGAGUUACAAAGGCUACAUGUUUCCUGAAGUUCGACACGAAGAUGCUGCGGUGUUGAAUCCGAGCGAUAAUCUCAAAUCUGCUGAGGAGAUGGAAGAAGAGGAAAAAGAAGCGCAGUCAGCGAAGCUGCAAGAGCUCAUUCGACGUGGUUCUCCCGAAGACCUCCGAGAAGCGAACCGCCUUAUGAAGGUGAUGGCUGGUUACGAUACCCGGUCCAAAACGGACUACCGCGCUAAGGCAGCAGAAGACGUGGCCAAGAUUCAAGCCAAGGCAAGGUUGCUUGAAGAACGUCUAGAGGCUUUCAAGCCCGGAGACAAAAUGAGCGAUGGCGAUGUGUUUAGCGAACUGGCUUCUGCGCUACAGAGCGCUCAUCCCAAGAUUCAGAAGAUGUGUGAGGAGGAGUCAGAUGACCACGAGGCUGUUGCCCGAUUAUUCGAGAUCAACGACAGCAUUCACCGCACUGUCGAAAGAUAUAAGCUCAUGAAGAAAGGCGAUAUGGAAGGUGCGGCCAAAAUUGCAUCAGGGGCUCCGAUUCCGUCUGCGGCUACAAACCCUUCGUCUGCCUCUGGCAACGCGGCGAACGAGUUAUCUCUGAUAGAUUUCGAUGCCGAUGCAGCAACUGAAUCUAAUGGCAAUGCUAAUAGCGAAAACAAUGGUGCCGCCGGGGGUGGCGGCUCACAGGCCGGUGGUUUGGAGAAUGACUUGUUAGGACUGGAUAUUGGCAACUCAUCAGACAACUUUGGCCAGGGAGGUAAUAUCGUGCUUGGCUUUGGGGCUAAUCAGAACAUCCCUGGACCAGCUUUACUGUCUUCCAUGACCCAGGACAAUAGUGCGAGUGGCAACGUUUCCAACCAGACGCCUUCAUUUUCUCAAUUUGCCUCUUUCACGUCGCCUGCGGUGUCACAAUCUGGCACUCCGCAACCUGCAGCACAUCAGCAACCCAAACCUCCUUCAUACCCGCCAGCCUCAGAUCCGUUUGCCGCACUUGGAGCUGCAUCGUCUUCAACACCAACUCCACCACCCCCUCAGACCUCUGGCGUGUCCAACGACGAUGACGAAUGGAACUUUUCAUCUUCACUACCUGCACCAGCGACUAGCAAGCCGAAGGAAUAUAGGGGAUCAAUCAACCAGUCCUUAUUGCGCACGGAUUUCCUCGCCGGGCGUACCACCGGCGCAAGCAAUUCAAUUCACAUGGCCUUUGCCUUUUCUAACAACUCUGCCCAGCCCAUUACCGAGCUUCACUUCCAGCUGGCAGUCACCAAGGGCUACGAACUGCAAUUGAAACCCCAAACUGGCCGCGAUCUGGCUCCCAAGCAGAGCCGUGGUAUCACCCAAGAAGUAGACAUUUGGCACGCUGGCAACCGCAACCAAAAAGUAGAGUCCGUCAAGCUGAGAUGGCGCGCUACAUACAAGGUCGGUGCAGAGCAGAAAAACGAAAUGGGGGAGAUUUCAGAAGUUAGCAUCGCAUAG
This is a messenger RNA of Pochonia chlamydosporia 170, 1944 nucleotides long. RefSeq names its product VHS domain-containing protein. Lineage: Eukaryota; Fungi; Ascomycota; Sordariomycetes; Hypocreales; Clavicipitaceae. Gene Ontology annotation, biological process: Golgi to endosome transport; Golgi to vacuole transport; protein transport to vacuole involved in ubiquitin-dependent protein catabolic process via the multivesicular body sorting pathway. The record is from RefSeq and is a predicted model, not a curated record. Gene Ontology annotation, molecular function: ubiquitin binding; phosphatidylinositol binding. Bases 1 to 1944 code for a protein of 647 amino acids. The transcript has 4 exons. Gene Ontology annotation, cellular component: trans-Golgi network.